Messenger RNA from Prorocentrum cordatum, 2005 nucleotides. The record is from the annotation of a GenBank genome assembly. Lineage: Eukaryota; Dinophyceae; Prorocentrales; Prorocentraceae.
GUCCUACCGGCGGGGGCUGGACCUGGAGCAGCGGGCCGGGGCGGGCGGCGGCCGCGGGGGCCGGGACCAAGGGGCGCCCGAUCAGCUCCUCGUCGGGGAGGCCGUGGAGGUCCUCACGGGGGGCGCCGCGUCUGGCUGGUGGUCGGGCCUCGUGGUGUUGGAACACGAAGCUGGGACUGCCGCCGGCAGCGGAUCUGGGGCCUGGGGCGAGCUGGACAUGAACGAGCAGCUCUGCUACGAGGAGGCCGCCACUGGCGCCGGCGGGCUCCCCGCCGGCAGCGUCUGCGCCGCGGGCUCGGGGGGCGGCCGCCGUGUGGAGUGGGUCCUGCCCCACGACCUGGGCCGCAGGCUGCAGCGGCGGCCGCUGGCCUGCAAGCUGGGCGAGGCCCUCGAGAAGGUGGAGAUGUUCGGCUCGUCGGGCGGCUGGCAAGGCUACAGGCGGCAUUUCAUGCCCGCCUCCCUGGCGCAGCUCUGGGCGGGCGCGGCCCCCACGGAGCAGGCGGCCCCGGCCUCGCUGCGCCUGCUGACGGCCGGGGGCGGCGCCGGGCCCGCGGCGCCCGCGCUCUUCGAGGAGCACGGCGCCGUGGCGCUGCCCGGCGCGCUGCCGCCCGAGGUCUGCGCCGCCAUGGCCGCGUACCUCCUGCAGUUCCGCUCGGCGCGCUCCACGCGGGCCUGGGAGGUCCCGGCCGGCUUCCGUAACCACUCGACGUAUUUCGUCAAGUCGAACGUGGACAGGGACCACUUGACUCUCUCGCUCGAGGAGGGCCCGCCCGCCGGCCCCACCGUGGGCGCGCUGCUGCGCGCGGCGCUCGGGCCCGGCUCGCCCGCCGCCGCCCUGGUCGCCCACCUCUUCAGCGGCGCCUCCCCGCUGUGGGAGCUGGCCGCCUUCGUGGUGCACCCAGGCGCCGAGGAGCAGCCGCUGCACGUGGACGUGGAGGGCGACGGUGGCGCGGGCGCCGCCCGCCCGGUGACGCUGCAGCUGCUGCUGACGGAGGCUCUGCCAGCACAGGGCGCGCUCGCGGUGUGGCCCGGGUCCCACGACCCAGGCCGCGCUGCCCACACCAGCUCGGCGGAGCGGCGCUGGGCGCAGCGGACCGCAGGGGUCGCCGCCGCGAGCGCCUGCGGGGCGCGCCAGCCGGACGACUGCAGGGGGCUGGCGCCCGGGGCCGCAGCCCCCGCCGUCGUUGCCCGCCCGCUCGGUGGCGCCCAGCGAGGUCCCCCGCCACUCUCUGACCAGCAGGUUCGUGCGUACGCUGCCAUGGACCAUGCCGCAUACGAGGCGACCGCGUGCACCCUCAAUCAGGCCUCGGGGGGUCGCUUCCAGCACCAGCGUCGCCUCUUUUCGGGUGAUCCGCAGCUCGUCUCGCGCGCGGCCCAGAAGCAGAGCGAUCACCUCACGGACAGGCUUGGCAAAGCCCAGAAGACGUACGACAAGGCCCGGGAUGACCUCACCAGGGCGGCGCGCUGGGCAGAGUUGGGAGGCGCCGCAGCGGCGCCAGGCACGCCGACCAGCGUUGGCGCCAACCAGUGCGCCCACCUGCUCCAGCGAGGCAGGCAGCUCGGAGGUGUCGAGCUCGAGGCCAAGCUUGCCGCCAUGGCCAACGAGUUCGAGCGGGCCCAGCAGGAGCUGCAGUCGAAGGCCGCGCAGGCGCCCCCACUGGCGCUGCGGAACGAGGCCAAGCUGCUCGAGGCUUGUGCCAAUGCAGCUGGGGAAGAUUAUGACAUGGAGGUGGAUGGCGGAGCAACUGGAACUGUCAAGCAUCGUGCCGUGCAGCUUGUCGGGCAGGCGAUCAAGAAACUCCGCGCUGGCCCCGUGCAUAUGUACCAGAGACGUUGGGGCAGCAGGCCGCGCAGGUCGCUCACCUUUCUCGCGGCGAACGUCGCCAGCGCGCCUGGGCCCGAGGUGCUCAGGCAAUCCAGUGAAUGGUCAAAUUGUGAUUUGGCUGUUUUCAGGAACAUAGAGUGCCGCAGUGGCAGUGGGAUGGGCAAGAGCAAGCUCUACUGA